ACACAACAUUUAAACUGCGUUCUGAAUGGAAUGAAACUAUUUUUUCAUAUGUCUUAUCGUGUUUAAUGAAGUUACUUCACUUUCUGGAAUAAGAACAGUAGCAUUUCUUUUGUGACUUCGUUUUCUCGUAAUCAGAUAAUGACUGGAUGAGCUUAUUUAUCACGUGGUGCGCUGAAUCAGAGGCAACCACAACGUGACACACAGAAAGCCAAGCCAGUAGCAGCGCGUUGACCGGGUGGCGGAAGAGGACGGCGUUUCCCGCCGUGCGAGAGCUGCUUUGGGAGUACCGUGUUUUCCCGUAAAUCACACUAAAACGUGGGUGUUAAAUGUCAGAGACAUUUUAAAUAUCGAAACAAAAACAAUUUUUUGUUGUGUGAACCGUUAAGCAGUCAUGUUUAUCCAUUAUAUUUAUAGCCUUUAAGCUUCAUGAAAUAUUCGAAUGUUUCGUGAUAAAAUUUGCUUUUGCUAACCUAUGUGCAAACAAUUCGAGUGUCACCGAAAGUAAAUAGUUUCAUAGUUUCGUAAAGUGGAAAAAAAUGGAGAAUAUGAAUGGUGAAUCAAGAACUUCCCGUCACGACAACGGAGAUAUUAUUAAAUUUUUCACAGCUUUGCCUUCUAAGCAUGGCAGAUUGGAAGGAAAUGGUUCAUCUGAUGUAACAAUGAAGAAAAUAGCAAAACUUCAGGAAUUGCAAGAAAAUAUGAUUCGACAAAUGGAUGAACAAUUUAAAGAAAUAGUUGGACACAUGGUUGAGGGCAUUGACAAUGUAGAUCAUGUAAAUCAUUUCCAUUAUGACAAUGCCAAAUAUAGCAACAGAGUGAAAUCAUCAAAAGAUGGAAAGCUCUCAGACAAAAUAUUUUUAGCUCGUGAGUCUCUUCUUACUGAUCUUUUUCAGAUUAAACAUUUCUACACAAUAUACAAUAUCUUCAUUGCAAUUCUUAUAAUUCUUUUCCUCAAUACUGCUGUAUAUGACAUUGUUUCCACUGGAACGUUGAAUUUGGGAUUAUCAUUAAUUCAAUGGAAUUUUGGGAAAUUCCACAUAUUUUUUUUAAUGUGGAUAUUAAUGAUGAUUGGAACUGUUGGUGUGUACUGUUCGAUGCACUUUUGGGCUCAUUACAGAAAAGAGUAUUAUGGAAAGUCUGCUUCAAGGAAAGCAUGGGAUUAUGGGUGGUUAGGCUUAUACAUCAUUUAUCAAGUCAUCUUUGGAAUAUGGCCUGUGGCGCAAGUAUUGAAGUAUAAUCUUCCUCCAGCUUCAUCAAUGGCACUCCUUAUGGAACAGGUUCGAUUGAUUAUGAAAUCCCAUGCAUUUGUAAGAAGCAAUAUACCUCGUGCUCUUACUUACAAACCUCAUUCUGAACAGGAUGAGAAAAAAUUGAUACCAGAAUUUGGCCAUUUUUUGUAUUUUUUGUUUGUACCAACUCUUGUGUACAGGGAUUCUUACCCAAGAACCCAUAAAAUAUCAUGGCAUAAAGUAAUAUGGCAUUUCCUGGAAGUGGUGGGAGUUAUUUUCUAUGUGAGUUUUAUUUUUGAAAGAUUUCUUGUGCCAUUGUUCAACCAAUAUGGUGUGAAGCAUUUUGGUCCUGAACAUCUUGUAGUAUCCAUUUUUGGCAGCAUGAUGCCAGCAACACUUGCAUUCCUUUGUGCAUUUUUUGGCCUUUUACACUCUUGGAUGAAUGCAUUUGCUGAGAUGACCCGUUUUGCUGAUAGAAUGUUUUACAAGGAUUGGUGGAACGCCAACUCGUAUGCUGAAUAUUAUCGUAUGUGGAACCUUGUUGUUCAUGAUUGGCUGUACACAUAUAUUUUCAAAGAUUAUUGUUUACUAAUAAAGUCGAAAAGUCGGCUAGGACCUACACUGACUGUUUUCAUUGUUUCUGCUGUUGUUCAUGAAUAUAUUUUGAUGUUUGUUUUUCGAUUUUUUUAUCCUAUGUUAUUUGUUGCAUUUGGAGGAUUUUCAGCUGCUUUAGUAUUCCUCACUGGAAAUUCAUCAAAAGGCGGAAACUUGUUCAUGUGGUUGACUCUGUGUUUGGGGACAGGUGUGCUGACAGCUGCCUACAGCAUGGAGUGGUAUGCUAGAAUUAACUGUCCCCAAGUUCUUUUACUGAUUUCUUUGUUCCGCGGUCCUGGUUUUGCAAUGCUGUUAAACAGUGAAUAUGACAUGGGAGAAAAAGUUACGGGCUCUUCAAAUAAAAGGUGGGAAACUGAGGAGAAAGAAAAGUGUAAUUAAAAUCUCUUUGAGAUUUUUCAAGAGAUAAAAUCUCAGAGAUUUUUUUUUUUGCUUCUCACUGGGAUGUAAUUAGGUGUAUUUUUUAUAUGUAAAUUAUACAUACAAUUCUAGCAAUUCUUGUUAGAUAAUUGAGUGCCAAAGAUGUAUAUGAUAAUUAAUCUGAUGUAAAUUAUAUAAUACUUUGUUCAUUACUAAAGUUUAAAAUAUAUUUUUUCAUAUUUACUUGAGAACUAAAAUUUAUUUAAUCCUACCAUUGGUGAAACAACACUUUUAGAACAGAGUAGUUCUAAAUAGAGAUGCAACAUUGCUGUAGUGAAGCUAAUGUUUUGUUUGUUAAUACUAAAAUAAAUGUAUUCAAAUCAAAAGGAUGCUGCUUAUACUACCAUACAGAAGUGACUUGCUAUAUGGUACAACCUUCAUUGAUCAGACUAACUCUUGUCCAAAAUCACCAAUGUCGUAUUUCCUAAAUCUUUCCUUGUAUUUUGCACAUGCAGAAGUGCUAAAUGUAUGCACUGUGGUUCUUCUUCAGUGAACUAAAGCUCUUACAUCUUAAGAUGUCCCUAGGAGCUCUGACGUCUGGUUUGUUAAUUGUUCUUAUUAUUUUCCACCUCUGUUUUGCCAAUGAAAUCUUAAUAAAUGACCAUGGCCACUCCAAAGAAAUAUUGUGCUACAAGUACAUUUACUAUACCAUUUUUCAAACAUGUUUAAAAACAUCAAUGGUUUUUGGUCAAUUGAUAUCAUUAUUGAUGUUAUAAUUUUGAACAAAGAUGCUCUGUUAUCAAUAUUGCAUCACUACUUUUACACUUUUUUUUUCCCCUUAGAUCUGAAAAAGCCCUUAACAUACUGUUCUUGUGUAUUUAUAUUACUAAUUUCCAAUCCACACAGAAAUUGAAAGA
Molecule: messenger RNA, 3118 nt
Organism: Gryllus bimaculatus (two-spotted cricket)
Lineage: Eukaryota; Metazoa; Arthropoda; Insecta; Orthoptera; Gryllidae
Source: the annotation of a GenBank genome assembly